UCACACUGAUACCGGGGUUGAUGAUGAACAUGGAGAUAUGAUACUUCAAAGACAAAAGGUAGAAGUAAGUACAUCUUCUCCAUCACCUGAUCUGUCAACGAGUAUGAAGACAAAGUUUAGGGAGGGCCAGUGCCCCAGCAAUAUAGAGUGUUCAAGACUUGGAGAUCCUUGUAUCAGUUGUAUUUUCAAUGAAACAUGCAUUUAUGGAGCUCCAAUCAAGGGAAUUUGUAAAGCUCACGUCCCUGAUUGCACAGGGUCAAAGGAAUUUGAAAAAGAAAUAAUUUGUCGCUACUGCUAUCAGACAGAUCACUGGGAACACUCCUGUGUGUUAAAAGGAGGAUGUAGUUCAGUCUCUUCCCCUAAAAGCUAUUACAGAACAAACUGCACUGUGAAACCAGACAUACAAUGUCUGGGUCGAAGGACGUUCUUCAAGAACCUUCCAUGCAACUGGACCGGGGGCUACCGAUGGUCUACUGCACUGAUAUUAAGUGUCACUCUGGGUGGCUUUGGAGCAGACAGGUUUUAUCUUGGACAUUGGCAAGAAGGCAUUGGGAAGCUAUUUAGUUUCGGUGGUCUUGGAGUAUGGACACUCAUUGAUGUUGUACUUAUUGCCAUUCAUUAUUUAGGACCGGCAGAUGGCUCACUGUAUAUUUAAUUAUUUAUUUUUUAGUAUAAUAAAUGUUUUUAUGUUAUCAAUAACUUA
Molecule: messenger RNA, 703 nt
Organism: Homalodisca vitripennis (glassy-winged sharpshooter)
Lineage: Eukaryota; Metazoa; Arthropoda; Insecta; Hemiptera; Cicadellidae
Product: TM2 domain-containing protein almondex-like
Exons: 6
Coding region: 38-655 (205 amino acids)
Source: RefSeq, a predicted model, not a curated record